UCAAUUCCCUUCUUCCCCUCCUCAGCCUACUUCUCCUGGCAAGUGAUCACAGCAAGGAGGAGAUUCAAGGUGGCACCCCCAGCCACCACUGGCCCCCCAGAGUUUGAGAGAGUCUUCCGAGCUCAGGCAAACUGCACAGAGUACUUCCCGCUGUUUCUGGCCGUCCUCUGGGUCGCUGGCAUCUUCUUCCACCAAGGUGUAGCAGCUGCCUGCGGCCUCCUCUACCUGGGUGCCCGGUACAGAUACUUCCAUGGCUACGCUGUGUCGGCCCAGGGGAGACUGGGCCCCCUGUACUUCGGUGCCCGGGUCCUCUGGCUGCUGGUAGCUCUGUCUGCACUGGGCCUGGCCUCCCACUUUCUUCCAGCCUCCCUGAAGACGCCCCUCCUGAGGAAGCUGCACUGGCUGGUUGUGAUGGGGUAGAAAGUGGGGUGGGACCCCAUGAGGGGUAUGCCUCCAAGGGUAUGUACCAAGAUGGCUUGGGAGGUGCCAACCCCACCAGGGCUCAGGGGGUUCUGGUGACAGUGGCACUGUGGAGAAAUACAAAGACCUGGGGUCCCUAGAGAGGGGGGGUGUGAUGCAGACUCCCCCCAAGGUUUGAAACGGAAUUAAACUUUUAUUACAA
Molecule: messenger RNA, 622 nt
Organism: Vombatus ursinus (common wombat)
Lineage: Eukaryota; Metazoa; Chordata; Mammalia; Diprotodontia; Vombatidae
Product: leukotriene C4 synthase-like
Exons: 4
Biological process (GO): leukotriene biosynthetic process
Cellular component (GO): nuclear envelope; endoplasmic reticulum; membrane
Molecular function (GO): enzyme activator activity; leukotriene-C4 synthase activity; glutathione transferase activity
Source: RefSeq, a predicted model, not a curated record